This is a messenger RNA of Aegilops tauschii subsp. strangulata, 2314 nucleotides long. RefSeq names its product F-box only protein 7-like. The record is from RefSeq and is a predicted model, not a curated record. Gene Ontology annotation, molecular function: protein binding. Lineage: Eukaryota; Viridiplantae; Streptophyta; Magnoliopsida; Poales; Poaceae.
AACCCCAACGACGGAGAUCCCCUGUUCGUGCAGUUCAUCCAGAGUGAGGGAGAAGAGCCACCCCGGCGACACCAACCGCCGCUCCCCCGCCCCGCGGUCAGCUAAUCCAGCGGCGCCGCUCCCCCGCCCCGCGGUCAGCUAAUCCAGCGGCGGUGCCGUGACUCCGGUGGCCACGGGCGGACGGGGCGCAUGCGCGUUCACUCCGGCGAUCUCGGUCCCCAAGGUGCCGGCUACCAUUCUCUUCCUCGACCCGAGUCAGACCCAGCAUCUCGGCGCAGAACCGUCCGCUCUUCGGCAGCCGGUUAGUGCUCUCGCUGGGAAUCAGAGUUCGUCGAAGCAAAGCAGAGCGGGGGGACUCGGAAUUCCUUCACCAAUCAACAGAGAGAUUCCUGUUCCAGUCUGGAUUCGGAUUUGCUUCACCUACUCGGAUUGGGGGUGAGGCCUCGGCCGGCGAUCUAUAAGUAUUGGCUGUUCUCUGAUCAAGACUGCGACUUUCCAACAGAGGCUCUGCUUUAACUGGCUUGUCUUCCAACAGAGAGGCUCUGCUCUGCUCUUCUCUAAGCCAUGGAGACCUGUAGCAUAGCCAGGAUAAUCAGAUUGCAAGACCUAGCUAUGUACCGGCACAAGUUGUGCUCUCUACUCUUCAGACUUUUGCCUCAACUGCAAGGUUUCCCUCCAGGGCCUCCACUCAAGAAACUCUGCAAAGAUGAACAUGUUCAUGUGGCACUGACAGAGACCAAGAUGGUGGGCACAUUACCGGAGCUGCCGCAGGACAUCUUGAUGGUUAUCUUUGCCGCUCUCGAGAUCCCUGACCUCGUGCGUGCUGGCUCCGUCUGCUCAUCCUGGCACUCCGCAUACGCCCGUCUAUGUAACCUUGGGCAGUACAAGCAGAGCCAGACACCUUGCCUGGUCUACGCCUCUGAAUCUGAUCCUGACAAUGUUUUGUGCCUCUACAGCCUCGCCGAGAAGAGGUCCUACAAGUUAACUCUGCCGCAGCCACCUAUCCGCAGCAGGUAUCUGAUUGGGUCCUCGCAUGGCUGGCUUGUUACCGUCGACGAGAGGUCUGAGAUGUACCUUCUGAAUCCAAUCACCUGUGAACAGAUUGCUCUCCCUUCAGUGACCACCAUUGAGCAUGUGAAGUCCAUAUUUGAUGAGUACGGUGAUGUCUGCAAGUAUGAGAUAUCAUGGCACACUGGAACGCGAAGCAGUCGUAAACCGCCAUCCAUCUUCGCUCUUGCCGAGCUGAGGGGUAGACUCCAGUGGAAGGCAUUUGUAUUUCCUGAUACAUCCACAGGAAGCUACAUUGUGGUGCUCAUCCACAAUCCACAAGCUCAGCUCUCAUUUGCAAAGGCAGGGGAUGAUAAGUGGACCUGGCUUCCGCCUCAUUAUCUUUACGAGGACUGCAUUUACAAGGAUGACAUAUUGUAUGCAGUGAAUAUAAAAGGAGAAUUACACGCAUUCGAUCUUAGUGGCCCUGUGAUCACUAUGAAGACGAUUAUAACGAUUCCUGAGCAUUAUGAUUGUGAUAGUAGGUACAUCGUUCAAGCUCCAUGGGGCAGUCUGCUACUUGUGUUCAGAAUAGUUCAUGACCAUGAUUUAGAACCUCAGCCUGGUGCAUCUGAGUACUGGAACACUUCGGAAAUUAAAAUAUGUGAGCUUGAUGCUCUAUGGACUAAAAUUAAGGUGAUCAAUUGCCUGCGUGACCAUGUGUUAUUUCUUGGUCAUAAUCGAUCACAAUGCCUCAGUGUUAAUGAAUUUCCUGCUCUCAAGGAAAAUCAUUCCUAUUUUACCGACGAUAAUUUUCUAUGGACAGUGGGACAUACGAAUAAUCAUCGUGAUAUGGGAAUUCUGAACUUGGAUGAUAACAACAUGGAGGAAAUUUUGUCUCCUCAGCUUUGCUCCAACUGUCCGGCUCCAAUGUGGAUUACUCCUGAUCUUAGAAAGAUGAACCUGAUGGGCUCAAUGAGCCAACAACCGUGAAGUGAACUGCUACAUUCACAAUUAACACAAAGUGCAAGACACUACUUGAGAGAAGUCCUGUUUGUGCUGCAAAAAUGGCCUGCCGAGGGAGUGCUCAACAUCAACAUCCUUUUCUGCUCAGUCUUUUGAUGACUCUAUUGGUGUUUUCAGAAAAUCAUGGACAAGAUGGAAUCAUCACGUAGUUACAGCAAUCUGACAGUGUUUAUGUUUCAAAUAGUUUGUAAUAGUUUCCUCGAAUGCUGUACACAUGUUCUUCAUAGUUUAUUGCAAAAUUUAAUAAAUACAUGUUACUUUGUUGUUGUUACAAGAAUCUAAGAGUGUAAUUUCGUACAGA